AUGGCUUCAUCAUUUGCAGGAAAAGUAUCUCUUUGCUUAGCAUUGAUGUUGGGUUCUUGGGCUCUGCAUGCAACGUCCCGUGCACUCCCCGAAGCUUCCAUGGAGCAAAAGUUUGAGCAGUGGAUCCAUGAGCAUGGACGCACUUACGCCGACAGUGAAGAAAAGGGCAACCGUUUCGAGAUAUUUGUAGACAAUUUGCGGUUCAUCGAAGAUUUCAAUCAUGCCGGGAAUCGCACUUUCAAGUUGGAUUUGAACGCGUUCUCGGACCUAACCGCCAAGGAAUUCCUCGCGAUUCAUACCGGCUUGUCGCUACAGCCGACUCGUAGAAAUUCCCCCGGGACAAUGUCGUUCCCACGUGCUGAUGUCACCGACGUCCCAGAUAGCAUAGAUUGGGUGGAGAAAGGAGCUGUGAAUGCUAUAAAAAACCAAGGUCCUUGUGGUUGUUGCUGGGCUUUCUCAACAAUUGCCGCUGUAGAAUCGAUUACCCAGAUUAAGACUGGUAACUUGCCAGAACUAUCCGAGCAACAGUUGGUCGAUUGUAAUAGCGGAAACUAUGGUUGUAAUGGUGGUUGGAUGGACACUGCCUUUGAAUACAUAAUACAAAAUGGAGGCAUAACCUCUGAAGCUAACUACCCAUACCGAGCAACAGACGGAACAUGCGACACUAGCGCAGCAUCCUCGACUGUGGCCAAAAUCACGGGUUACAUGGAAGUACCCACCAACAAUGAGGGGGAACUGUUAAAUGCUGUGGCGAUGCAACCGGUCUCGAUCGCCCUAGAUGCCAGUGGGCGGGAAUUCCAGUCAUACUCAAGCGGUGUCUUCAAUGGAAACUGCGGGACUGCGAUGACUCACGCUGUCGUCAUAGUUGGGUACGGAACAACCGAGGACGGCACCAAAUAUUGGAAGAUUAGGAAUUCUUGGGGGGAGACAUGGGGUGAAGCUGGCUACAUGAUGAUUCAAAGAGAUUUUGAUCAACCAGAAGGGCUAUGUGGACUUGCUAUGCAUCCUUCUUAUCCUAUUGUGUGA
Messenger RNA from Syzygium oleosum, 1026 nucleotides. RefSeq names its product ervatamin-B-like. The record is from RefSeq and is a predicted model, not a curated record. Lineage: Eukaryota; Viridiplantae; Streptophyta; Magnoliopsida; Myrtales; Myrtaceae. Gene Ontology annotation, cellular component: lysosome. Bases 1 to 1026 code for a protein of 341 amino acids. Gene Ontology annotation, molecular function: cysteine-type endopeptidase activity. The transcript is spliced from 2 exons.